Serpula lacrymans var. lacrymans S7.9 is the source of this 2288-nucleotide messenger RNA. RefSeq lists its product as uncharacterized. Gene Ontology annotation, biological process: DNA-templated transcription. Gene Ontology annotation, molecular function: zinc ion binding; DNA binding. The transcript is spliced from 12 exons. Lineage: Eukaryota; Fungi; Basidiomycota; Agaricomycetes; Boletales; Serpulaceae. The record is from RefSeq and is a predicted model, not a curated record. Bases 1 to 2229 code for a protein of 742 amino acids.
AUGCCUCCAGGAGAAGGAAGCCGGUUCGUUGGAAUCGCUGAAGACUAUCUUCGUCGUAAGAUGACCAAAAUGGAGGAACGCAUGCAUUCGCUAGAGGAUGCACUAGCCAUCAUUCAAACCAAUUCUUCAAAUCAGCCUCACCCUCUUCUAAUCAAUGUGCCAUCUCCAGACGAUACCGAGACUGAGACUGAGGAGCAAUCAAAAACCAUAAACGAGUUCAAUAGAUAUGGCCUAAUCGACGCUUUGGGUUCCUUGCAUCUUGAUAGCGAGGAGCACAGUGGAGCUGUUCGCAGUGCUGUCCGUUUUUUUGGGCCAUCAGGUGGUUCGGAGCGACUGGGCGUCUGUUUUAAAGAGUUUAUUAUUGCCAUAUAUUUCCCUAAGAGGGCAAAAGAAAUCGUCACGGAGGCUUCGACACCACCAAGUUUUCCUCAAGAUUUCGACGCCUCCUAUCUUCCAGACGAAAUCAAUGUAUUCUAUAAAUCCUUCCCAUUGACACCUUCUGGCAUCCCAAUAGCUCCUGUGCAAUCAAUGAUAGAGUCAUUUCUACCAGAGAUAGGAAGAGCGACUCUGCUAUGCGAGACUUUCACCGAGCACUUAACCUGGAUGUUCCACAUAGUAUCGCGUCGACAUAUCAUCAUUGAACUCAUCCCCGCUGUAUACAAACACCUGAGGAACCCUUCCCAGUCGCGGGAAUAUGGACCACACGAUCUGGCACUCUUAUUCAUUGUCCUUGCCAUUGGUGCUCUUGUCGAUUUCACUCUUCCUCCAUACAAUGCCGAGGGUCAACUUUAUUACAGGCUUGCACGGUCAGCACUUUGUUUGCAGCCAGUACUGACCAAUAGAUCAAUCGUUACGGUGAAAGCGUUGCAUCUCAUGAGCAUAUACAAUGGCAUGAGCGGCUUGGAGAGUAACUUGGAGAAUUCCUACUCUCUUCUCAAUUUUGCGGGCCAGAUAGCACUUCAGAUUGGGUCUCACAAGGAUCCCUCGUUGUGGGGCUUUGAGGGUAGAGAGGCUUACGAUCGACGGGUGUCGUUCUGGAAUCUGUUUGCAGGCACCCUCUGGCAGAGUCUAGUUACCGGCCGCCCCCCAGUUAUCAUGCCAGAUUUUAUCCACUGCCAAUACCCAACAGAAAUCGAUGAAAUCACUUUUCAAGAAGGGGAAGUUCCUUUGGGCUUUGGCGCAUGGAGCUUCAGGUACACCGUGGAAUGCUUGGCGCCAGUCGUGCAAGUCACUCAAGCGGUGAAACCUCCGAGUUAUCAGUCUAUCCUGGAACUCGACCGGAAAAUUCGCGAAUUUGAUGUCCCAAGAUCACAAAACACGGCGCAUCUCGAGCAGACGUCCAAAGAGAUGCAAGCUUGGGUGCGAUCUCACUAUCGGGAGCUCACUCUGCUUUUUCUUCACAGAGGAUUUUUCGCGCAAGCUAUGACCGACUACCCUUCUGACCCGAUGAGAAGCCCUCUAGGCCAGUCCUUUCUUGCCGCAUAUCAAAGUGCAUGCGUAGUCCUGGAUUCUACAAGAGUUCAGUACUCACUUCAGCCUAUCCUCUGUGCUCGUGUUUGGCGAAUAUGGUCUUAUGCAUUUUCUGCCGCAGUCAUAAUCGGCACCGUAGCUAUGCGUAGAUUAGGCUUGAAACUUGAUCCUCCGCCAUUCGAAAAACUGGAACAAGCAUGCUCGUUGUUCAAAGCUGCAGCUGAAACAAGUAGUCGCGCGAAGAAGGCGCUGCCCAUCCUGCUUAGGCUACGCCAAAAAGCACUGCUGUCGAGUCAAGACGUGGUCAUGCAUCCUGCAUCAUUCACCGCAGGACAAAGUCACACUGCUGACCGUGAUGAGGGUGACGAUGAACUAGCCAUCUUUGGUGGACGGACGAUGUUGGUCACUCCUAAACCUUCAACAGAUUAUAUACCCUUCAGCCCGACAGAAGUUUCAGUUGACUACUCUACUGGCCCAAUGACCGAAAUACCCAUACAAGGGCAAUCAUCUCAGAGACUUCAACAGUCUUCUGGAUGCAUCCCUGGACCCUCGUCGUCUUAUCACGGACAUCCUACAAGUGAACGUGUAGUGGGCUUGCCACUUGAAUGGGAAAACCUCUACCGUGAAAUUCCUGGGCCUUCCUAUUCUUAUGACACCGGUGCCGUAUACACCCCUCAAAUCAUCCCUGGUAUCGAUCAUCGACAGAGAGACCUCCUGGUUGAUGUAUCGGAGAAUGGUGAUGAUCUGGUAGUUCAGUAGUUUGUCGACGUAUAAAUAGGCUCGUCUUGAAUGAUAGACUAUGGUGUGAUCGCCUCUAA